CCAUUUUUAGCCCGGCUAAAACGAUAAACUAGUCUAAAAAUACACCAAAAUAUAAACACGGGGAUUUUGACGUGGAAACCCAAAUCGGGAGAAAACCACGGGCCUUUUUUGGCGGUACCUUGCCAACGGGGAAUUUUUAUUAAUAUCGGGGGUGUGUACACGGUACAUGAAAUGGGCUUGGAAGCCAUUAAUGGUGGAGCUAGAAGCUCUUGAAGAAGAAGGAAAAACACUCUAAAAACUUUCUAAAGAGGGAGAUAGAGAUAUGCAAGAGANCCCCCCCCCCCCCCCCCCCCCUUAACAUUGAGGGGGAGUCCUCCUUUUAUAGGGGAGGAGGGGAAGCAUAUUCGGGGAAUAUUCUCUUAUUCCUCCAUUUUAUUAAACAAGUCCGGUUUGACUGUUCUUCGUAAAUAAUUGGGAAAUGUGGGCCGAGCCACGUAUUAUUUCCCAUCAAGAAGUCCUCCACUUUUUUAAGUUGUGAGAAUCAUCAACUUAAAAAAGUAAAUAAGUCCUCUGAAUGUAAUCUUCAGUCUUCGUACUUUGGAUUCUUGACCGGUUGAUAUUAUUGAUAGUCCUCCGAGUCUUCAUUAAUUCUCUAAUUUCUUGAAUCAGAAGGUCUUCCUGCAAAAAUAAUAUGUACAACAUUUUUUUUGACCGGCCUAUGCCGUGCCCAAAUAAUUAUUAUCUUUACCGAGGAGCUCGGUGUUAGGGUGGUUAAAAUUCGCGUGAAUAAUCAUCGUAACAAGAGCGAUGUCAGUUCGAUAAAGCAACGAUGCUUCGAGUAGUUAUACGACACCGGAGUUAGUACGAUGAAGCGGCGGUGCUUCAAGUAGUUAUUUCGUCGAGACCGAUGUCAGUACGGAUUAAGUAAAUGAUACAUAGCGAAAUUAGCAUAUCGAAGUAAUCGAUGUUACUUAAUACGAAUUAAGUAUGUUGCAGCAACUUUGUCGAAGAUCGAUGCUAGCCCAGCUAACUGAUGCAAAUAUCUUCAUGUCAUGCAGAGACCACUUCCGGAGUGCCUUGUUCAAAAGGCUUGAAGAAUCGGGCGUCCCCGAUAAGAGCUCAGCUGAGACACCGGUGUACCCAAUUCGAUUGGGUUCAGACUUACGAGAAAAUAUGUGCAAGACCGGUGUGUAUACAAUUCUUGGCCUGUCUCGCGCACAAGAACGAUAUUUACCAGCGUGCCAGGCCGGGCCUGUGUCACAUAUUUUAAUAUUUUUUUAUUAUAUUGAGCAAGACCGGUGUAGUAACCAGCGUGCCAGGCCGGGCCUGUGUCUUAGUCUUCCUCUUUUUUUUUAAUACUGAGCAAGACUGGUGUCGUAACCAGCGUACCAAGCUCGGCUUGUGUCUCAGUCUUCCCUUGAAAAUGGUCCAUCAAUCGGUUUGAUUUGUUGAGAAUAUGUCACAGAUCCUUGAUAGAGUCUAGGAACAUGUGGACAUCAUGAUAAUACGGAGCAUUACAAAAGCUCACAAUCAAAAUGGAGCCCACCAAAAUCCACUUUGUAUAAUUUUGUGGAGCAACAAUUGUGCCUUUGAUCCUCAUCUUUGAUACGGAAUAUCUUCUUUUUUAAUUGACAGCUGUACAAGACCAGUAAUAAUUUGAGAAGGGGCUCUUAUUGCCAUGUGAAUUCCACGAACUUUCCACCACAUAUUCAAAUAAUGGUAGGCCCAUAUCAUUAGCUCAUCACGUGCAUCAUCUCAACUUGUCUACUUUUCUUUUAACCUUUUGCACUUGGACUUUUUGAAAGCGAAAUCCAUCUUGUUGUUAUUGUCUUCUGGGAGGAACUGAUGAACUGGUACCACGUCAAUCAGCAUCAACACCUUCGAAGGACAUUAUCGGAGCCAGAGCCACGGCGGGAAGCAAUCCGGGAUGAGAUUCAGCGGAACCACGACCUCCGAAGGGCGGUUAUGAUGGCUUUGUUCUUCGGCAAGGCAAACAGUAGCAGGAGCAGUUUACGCCAGCUCCGAACGGCGGUCAUGAUGGCACUACUAUAAAGCCAGUUGCGGAGCAUGGUCUUGUUCUCCGAGGCGGGGCGGAGUGACGGCAGCAGACCUGAGGUGCAAGAACGACUAAUAUUGACGGCGGCAGAUCUGAGGCGCAAGAAAGACAUCAGAUCCGAGAAACAAUGGCGGUGAAAGCAAGCAUAGGUUCUAACAGUGGAGAUGAUAGACUUUCAGCAUGGUAGUCUUUGAUUUGGGCAAGGUGACAACCCAACAAUGGUGGUGGUGAUCGACUUCCCCGGCGGUGAUGAAUUGCUUCUAGCCACCAUGGCGGUGGACUCCCAUCACGGAUUCAUGUAGCGGUAGAUUUUUAAGAACGGUGGCUAUGGAUAUUAGCCCGUAGUAGAGUAGUGGCGGGGAUGACGAUAGAUCUUUGUAGCAGCAUCAGUGAUUUACUUCGUCGGCGGCGAUCAUUGGCUUCUAUCGGGGUUUGAUUUUUUCCGGCGUGGUGGCCCACGGCUUUGGCCGCGGCGGGACCAAAAACAGCCAUCUGGUGACGGAUGCGCACAAGUGUCGGCAGUGGCGGGGAUGACGACAAAUCUUUGUAGCGGCGUCGGCGGGCUUGAGCAGCGGCGGCGGCAGGUUUGAGCAUCAGCGGCAACGGCAGCUCUGAGCAGCGACGGAGGCGGCAGAUUUGAGCAGCGGUGGCGACGGCGGACUUGAGCAGCGGUGGCGGUAUGUUUGAGCAGCGACGGGCGGUGAGAUCUCCAUGGCAAAGACACAGAUCCCUCCAAAAUAGUGACAGUCUUCAUCUCCCUCUACUGAUUUAUUCUUCCCCUUUUCCAAUUCUCAACCAUUUCACUUUCAAGAAAAUGAAAUGCUCUCUUGAUCGGAGUAUCCAAAGUUUUCUCCUCUUUUUUUUGUUUCUCACCCUUUAGGCUCUGUCAGAUGGCCGAACAAAAAAUGAAGCUUUUUGCUCGGGUCCCACGGUCGGCGCCAAAAUGAUGGUGUAAAUUAUUGACCGGUAUACCGCUUUUAGCCCGGCUAAAACGAUAAACUAGUCUAAAAAUACACCAAAAUAUAAACACGGGGAUUUUGACGUGGAAACCCAGAUCGGGAGAAAACCACGGGCCUUUUUUGGCGGUACCUUGCCAACGGGGAAUUUUUAUUAAUAUCGGGGGUGUGUACACGGUACAUGAAAUGGGCUUGGAAGCCAUUAAUGGUGGAGCUAGAAGCUCUUGAAGAAGAAGGAAAAACACUCUAAAAACUUUCUAAAGAGGGAGAUAGAGAUAUGCAGGAGAUGAAUGAGUGAAUGGCCCCCCUUAACAUUGAGGGGG
This is a messenger RNA of Cuscuta campestris, 3275 nucleotides long. The record is from the annotation of a GenBank genome assembly. Lineage: Eukaryota; Viridiplantae; Streptophyta; Magnoliopsida; Solanales; Convolvulaceae.